Molecule: messenger RNA, 1293 nt
Organism: Gavialis gangeticus (Gharial)
Lineage: Eukaryota; Metazoa; Chordata; Crocodylia; Gavialidae
Gene: APOO
Product: apolipoprotein O
Exons: 9
Coding region: 80-742 (220 amino acids)
Biological process (GO): cristae formation
Cellular component (GO): MICOS complex
Source: RefSeq, a predicted model, not a curated record
CGCUGGCGUAAGCUCUGGCGUGUAGCGUCAUAGCCCGGCGACGCGCGGCUCCGGAAGGUGGGGCGCUGCCGCUAACAUCAUGUUCAAGGUAAUUCAACUGGGGGCUGCCCCUGCCAGCCUGAGCCUGCUCUCUCUACAGGUGUAUGCUUCAUCCCCUGAGAGGAAAAGACCCAAAAAGGAGUUGCUAAAAGUUGAUGAGCUUUCACUCUACUCCUCCCCAGCUCAUGAAUCUAAAUAUGUGGAGGACCCACAAACCCAACUGGAGGAGGGAAUUUCACAUCUACGGCAUUUUAUGGAGCCCUAUACAUCCAGGUGUCAGGAUCUUUACACUAAAGCAAUGCCCAAAGUAGAAAAAACUGUUGAACGUGGUAGAGAGGGUUGUGAAUUUCUCAAAAAUCCCCCUGCUGGAUUCUAUCCAAGACUUGGUGUGAUUGGGUUCGCUGGAAUUGUUGGACUCUUUUUUGCUAGAGGUUCAAAAAUAAAGAGGCUGGUGUAUCCAGUGGGUUUUAUGGGGAUUGGUGCGUCCCUCUAUUAUCCACAGCAGGCUGUUGCUAUUGCAAAGGUCACAGGUUCAAGGCUGUAUGAUUGGAGUCUGCAAGGAUACAUAGCCAUAGAAUCUCUCUGGAAAGACAGUCCUAAAAAGAAGAAAUCUGGAAAAAAAGGAAGUGAAAAGAGUGAUGCAGAUGGUGACAAGCCAGUGGAAAUACAUGCUCCUUCAGAUGCAGAAAGAGCCAUGAAGUAGAACAUGCUCCAUAAUUUUCUAUCAAAACAGGUGAACAGAAGAUAUAGAAAAGAUCAGCAUUUUUCUGGAGACGAGGAAGACUGAGGAACAUGCUUUAAUUUAUGAAUGUAGAUAACAUGUUCUGCCUCAGGAAAAUUGAUGGUGCACUAUGUGGAACACAGUCUCUGAAUGGACACUACCUAGUCUUGUCAGCAGGAGAUUCUUAGGCCUUAAUCCUGCAAUAGGAUCCAUAUAGACUGAAGAGUCUUCUCACAUAUGGAGAUCCCAUUGUGAGAUCAGUGCCUCAAGUAGCACAUCUCCAAACUCCUCAAUCUCAUGUUGUUAUAUAUAAUUUACAAUUAAAGUUGAAAUUUAAAUUAAAUUAAGUUUUCUUGCUUUUUUUUCUUUUUGACUUUCUUUAUAUGAACUUAUCUGAUAUUCCUUUUGAAGGUGGGGGUGAACGAGAUUCUUGAGAUCAAUUGACAUGUUCUUUUUCUGGGAAAAAGUGUAAGUAGUGUGUCCAUAAUGCAGUUUUGGCUAACAGAUUUACAAAUGAAAACAAUUACAAUGAA